This is a messenger RNA of Venustampulla echinocandica, 1572 nucleotides long. RefSeq lists its product as uncharacterized. Gene Ontology annotation, biological process: transmembrane transport. Gene Ontology annotation, molecular function: transmembrane transporter activity. The coding region runs from base 1 to 1572 and encodes 523 amino acids. The record is from RefSeq and is a predicted model, not a curated record. Lineage: Eukaryota; Fungi; Ascomycota; Leotiomycetes; Helotiales; Pleuroascaceae. The transcript is spliced from 5 exons.
AUGAAUUUAUCAAAACCUUUCCUAGAUGAAGAUGCCAUUACCAUAGUCCCACAAUCGAGGUCUACCAAUGGGGAUGAGCCUCAAGAUGAAUCUUGCAGAGCCACCAUGGAGGAACUUGGGCUUCGGCUAGAGGAAGAUGGAUAUGUAAAAUGGAGGUCCGAUGCACCAGCACAUCCUCGCAAUUGGGGCGCCAAAAGGAAGAUGUUUGAUACUAUGCUUAUUCUCAUCCUCGACUUAUUUACAACCGCGGUUAGUACUGCAGGACCUACAAUAGCAGAACGUGCCAAGGUUGAAUAUGGGUUGAGCAGGACAACAUCUCUGGUAGUCUUUGCUAGCAUGUAUCAAUUUGGACAAGCUGUCGGCGGUGUGUUCUUUCCUCCCUAUUCCGAGGCAUUCGGCCGCAAAUCGGUAUAUAUCGUGUCGACAGUGUUCUAUUGCGUGUCCUGCAUCAUGGUAGGAACCCCAAAGUUCAUCGCUACGGCUGUGAUCGGCAGAUUUAUAUCUGGGAUCAUGUCGGCGGUUCCUUCAGUGAUUGUUUCUGGAAGCCUUGAGGAUAUGUUUGAUAUAAAAGAGCGAGUCUGGUUAAUGUUUGCCUGGUCGUGUGCUACAACAGGAGGACUCCUCCUCGGCCCUGUGUUUGGAUCCUAUGUUGCAAAAACUCUAGGCUGGAGAUGGGUAUUUCACAUCGCCGCGAUAACCACCUUCGUUUUGGCAAUCCUCCUUCUCUUUAUAAAAGAGUCUCGCCCAAGCAAAUUGCUCGCAAAGCGCCUCUCGAUGCUGCACAGGAAAACAGGAAAGCUCAGGUUUCGAAUCGAGAAUCCCGAUCAUGUUCCCGACUUUAAAACCUUCACGAAAACAAGCCUACGACGACCAAUCCGGCUUUUCUUCACAGAACCAAUCGUAUUCGUUGUUUCAGUCAUGAGCUCCGCAGGCUGGGCUCUGAUAUACCUUUUCACGGAAGCCAUUCCCGUCAUCUAUACUGGCUUUGGUCUGACCCGAGAACAGUCAUCCCUCAUGUUUCUCGCCAUAGGGGUCGGUAUCUGUUUCGGAGUCUUGCCAAGAAUACACGAUCACACACUCCUCCGGGAUCAUGAUGCCGCGAAUAAAUCUCUACAUCCAGAAGAUAAGCUCCUCGGGUUCGCAUUCGCUGCCCCAAGUUUGGCGGCUGGACUGUGGUGGCUGGUCCUCACCGUUCCACCCGCAUCGACGUUACCUUGGUAUGCUACUAUCCCAGGACUGAUGGCGGUUGGCUUCGCAACAAAUGAGUACGCUUGCACGUUGUCUGGAUAUCUUGCCGAUACAUAUACUAUAUAUGCAGCAUCAGCCUUCGCCGCUCUAUCAUUCCUUAGGGCUGUACUCGCGGGACUUUUCCCGCUCGUGGGAGAGCCAAUGUACGCCGCGCUAGGCGUGAACUGGGCCACAGUGGUCCUAGCCGCCGUCGCAACUAUCUUCUGUAUAGUCCCGCCUCUAUUCUCGAAAUAUGGAAGACAGAUAAGGCAGCGGAGCAAGUUUGCAAGGUAUAGCUUAGAAAUCAACAGAAAGAUGCAGAUCAAGGAUGAAAAUAUUGAAUAG